This is a messenger RNA of Cynara cardunculus var. scolymus (artichoke), 8459 nucleotides long. RefSeq names its product 227 kDa spindle- and centromere-associated protein. Lineage: Eukaryota; Viridiplantae; Streptophyta; Magnoliopsida; Asterales; Asteraceae. The record is from RefSeq and is a predicted model, not a curated record. The coding region runs from base 179 to 8068 and encodes 2629 amino acids. The transcript is spliced from 10 exons.
CUAAACCGAGAGAAAACAUCCCUUCUUUUAGAUCUAAACCAGAAAAACGCUUCCAAUCUCCAUAACCCACAAGAUCCAUCCAAAUCCCUCAAGCAGCUCAAAGGUGUUUAAUGAUCUAGAGGCGGGUUGAGAGCCUUAACAUGAUUUGGGUUUUGAGGAUUUAAACGAAUCAGUUUUGAUGGAUAAAAAUAAAAACCGGACCGAUCUGCUCGCUGCUGGCCGUAAAAAGCUUCAACAAUAUCGGCAAAAGAAGGAUGGUAAAGGCAGUAAACCCUCGGGUAAGGCUAAUAAAUCAGACCAUGAUGUUGUUACUGAUGAAGCAUCUUCUGUUGCCAAAUCGGAAAAGGGAAAAAAACAACUUCCAGCCACAGAAGUGCCUGUUCAAGAUCCGGCCACAGAGCCUGUUGAUUCAUCUAUACAAGAUUCCUCGGAUAACUUAGUAGCUACUAAUGCUGAUACGGGGAGUCCUGAAUUCUCCACACCAAGUUUACAAAUAGAAGUUUCUGAGGCUGAUGAAAAUGGAUCAAGCUUGAAGCUUGCCAAUGAAUCAAUUGAUGCUUUGGUUCCAGAUAAAGAUCUGCAGAUUUCUAACCUUGAUGAGGCGAUGCCAACUAAUUAUUCUCCAGAAACAGUUAAUGUUGGAGGAAAACCUGAAAGUGGCUACGUUCAUGUGACGCCUGUUGGUUUGAAAGCCAUACUUGAUGUUGGCUUUUCUCGUAAAGCAGGUGAAUUGAAUGCUGCAUGUGGGGAAGAUCAGGUACCAGAUGUAGGGGCAAUGCAAGAACAUGGUCAUUCAUGUUUGGAACCUGAUAAUAGAACCAGUACGAUAGAAUUUGCAGGGGACAUGAAACCUUUGUCAUCCAUACUUGAUGAGAGAGCUCAAGUUAAUUCAGGGGAUGGUGAAGAAGAUACUAAGAUGGAAUAUACAAGCAGUGCAACAGAACAAACUAGUGAACCCGAUGGCAUUCCUGCAGUUGCUAGUGUGGAUGACAAUUCAGGCGAUACUAACACAGAUGUGUAUUCUGACUCUCAACGUUUUUUGCCCAUCUCAGAUGGGGUUCCAUCUUCUGAUCCUGCACCUACAAUUCCAAAAGAAGAUGUAGUGGCAGGCUUUGAUGGCGAUGGAGGAAUAACAUUGCCAUCUACCUCAGGUGAUUCCGAGUAUGUAUCUUUGACGGAUAGCGUGCUUUCUGGUGGGGAGGUCACACCAGCUGGCCUCACUCAGCUUGCAAAGGUGUUCCAGCUUCUAGGUGAUGAUGAAUUUAGGUUUCUGGUUGCGGCAAGAGAGUCAGUUAGUAGUGGGCAUGUGAAGAAUGAUGAUCAUAUGAUGUCUGGCUCUGCUGAAUUCUCUGAGAGACUCAAGGAGCAGUUAUAUAUCAAUAAUUUUGAAAAAGAAUUGGUUUACCUGCAGCUAUGCGAAGAAUGGGAUGUACAGAAGGAGUUUGAUGAGCAUCGUCUUCAGUGGGUUAAUGAAAAAUUGGUUUUCAGUGCUUCUCUUGGUGAUUUUGAAGAGAAGAACAAAAUCCUUUCUGAAGAGCUUGCCAGAUGUAGGUCUGAACUGGACAGAGUUACAAGUGAAAUGGAGAAGCUUCAGAUGAAUGUUUCUUCCUCGAAAACAGAGUUGGACCGGUCCUCUGCUCGCAUUGAGGAGUUGCAGGCUGAACUCAACAGGUCUGAGCAUCAGUUGCUGAAUGUGUCAUCUGAGUUGGUUGACAGUAGGAGUUCGUUAUCAGAUUUGCAGGUGAAAAAUGAAAAUCUGAACGGGUCUGUUGCUUCAUUGACCGAUGAGAAAAAUAAACUUGAGCAUCAGUUGUUAAAUGUGUCAUCUGAGUUGGUUGACAGUAAGAGUUUGUUAUCAGAUUUGCAGGUGAAAAAUGAAAACAUGAAUGUGUCUGUUGCUUCAUUGACCAAUGAGAGAAAUAAACUUGAGAAGGAAAAAGGAGACGUGAUUCUGGAGAAUGAGAAGUUGAUUAAAGAAUUGAUGGAGUGCAAUUCUUUACUGGAAUUAGCGCAGGUUGAUAAUGUCGAUGCCAAAAGAAAUCUUUCUCAUGUAAAGGAGGAGAAGACCAAACUGGAAGAGGAAAAACAAGAUUAUGCUUCUGAAAAGGAGAGGCUGCUAACUGAAUUGGCAGAAUGGAAGAGAUCAGUCGAAGGACUUCAGGUGGCGAAUGCUAAGUUAAAUGAGGUUCUUACUUCAGAAAGGGAGGACAGAAGUAAACUCGAGGAAGCAAAUGAGCACUUCCUUUAUGAGAAUAAGAAAUUUUCUUCGGAGAUUAUGGAAUUCAAGAACUUGGUGGAAAGUUUGCGUUCAGAAAUUGCCAACUUAAGUGUGAAUCUUGAUCUGGUAACAAAGGAGAGAACCAAACUUGGAGAAGAGAUGGACCAUUUGAGCUCCGAAAAGGAGGAUUUUUUGACAGAGUUAACAAACUGCAAAACCUUAAUGAAGGAUCUGCAGAUGGAAUAUGAGAAGUCUAUGAAUGACUUGAAAGACGGUGCCCUGCAGAUUGAACAACUCAGCAAGGAAAAUGCUACUCUUACUAGUACUUUGGACAUGUACGAAGCUAAGAUGAGGGAGUUCGAUGACUGGAAAAUGAAGUCUGCUCAAAGAGACUUUCAGGAAAGUAUAUUAGUUGAACAUAAUUCUCAGCAUGCAAUUGAACAGAGUAAUAGUUUGGAGGAAAUAUUCCUCCAGCAUGUGAUUCUGGAUGAAGUUUUGAAGCAAUAUGUGUCUGCCGUUGAAGCCAAAAAGGGCGAGCUUGUGGUUUUGUGUGAAGACUUGAGGCAGGAAGGGAUCAGCACUAAAGCAAAGAACUCUGAGCUAACAGAAAAGCUUUGCGAAUCUGAAUCAAGAAUCCGUGAAUUGCAGGUACAAGUGGAUAAGCUACAUGAAGAGGAGGAACAAAUGGCUUCUCUUAGCAGCCAAUUGGCAAUACUUCACAGAAAGCUGGAUGCAUCUAUUGGGACAGUUCACUCGAGUGAAACUGGUGUUGGUCAGAAUAUAGGUACUCGUGUGGCUACUUCUGUUGAUGCAGCUGUUGCAGUGAUCCAGGAUCUGCAGGGAAAGCUUGAAGAUGCUAUCAAGAACCACAACUUUCUUUCUAACUCUCACAAGGACAUGGUUGAGAAGAUUAAGGAUUUAGAAGGGGCAAAUGAACAGCUUGCUUAUGUAUUACAUAAAGUUUUUGAUAACCUUCAGAAACUUGUGGAUGAUUCGGGUCCCUAUACAGAAGAAAGCCAAGAUGAUAGUCCUAGAAGUGGGCAGCUGGAUCAUCUAGAAAUUAGCAACUAUGACAUAUUUAUUGAACAAUUGAUAACGAUUCUUCGUGAGCGAGCGCAACUUGAAUCCUUAAAUAGAAAAUACAACUUGGAGUUGUUGGGAAGAAUAAAAGAGAUGGAAGAAUUACAUAAAAGGUGUAUCCGUCCAGACGUUAUCAUGAAUUUGCUGGGAGAUAUUCAGAGUGUGGUUACGCUAGAGGACAUUGAGAUCAAACCAGAUGAACUCGUGUCUUCCCUCGAGUCUAUAAUUCAUUUUCUCAUUAAUAGAGACAGAAGUGUCGAGAAGCAGGUUGGUUUACUUAGAGAAAAGUUGAAGCCUAAGGAAAUGGAACUGAUGAAGUUGCAAAACCAAAUAGACAACUUAUGCUUCUCAAUCGUUCCAUAUGAAAUCGAAAGUCACAUUUUUAAGGAAAGUCUGAGAAGUGCAAUGGAGCAGCUACUUACUCUUCGAUCUGAAAUGCAGCUUAAGGAAGCCGAAGUUCAUCAGUCCGAGCAGCGGGUAUCUGCUCUGAGGGAAAAGCUCCACAUUGCUGUUACGAAAGGUAAAGGUCUGAUUCAGCACCGUGACAGUCUGAAACAGAGUCUGACCGCAACAUCCAGUGAGCUGGAGAAAUGCUUGCACGAGUUGCAGUUGAAAGAUGCCGCACUUCAAGAGACCGAAACAAAACUUAAAACUUAUUCUGAAGCGGGUGAACGUAUGGAAGCUCUUGAAUCUGAGCUCUCCUACAUUCGCAAUUCAGCGACUGCGUUGAGAGAGUCAUUUCUUCUCAAGGAUUCUGUUCUUCAGAGAAUAGAAGAGAUUCUAGAAGAUUUGGAACUUCCAGAGCACUUCCAUGUCAGAGAUAUCAUUGACAAAAUUGAUUGGUUAGCAAAAUCAGUUUCUGAGAACUCUUUUCCUGCUAGCAGUUGGAAUCAAAAGGGUCCAAUUGGAGCUGGUUUAUACCCUGAUUCUGGUUCAGGGGCUGUGGAUGGCUGGAGAGAAGAUCUAGAACCAGCUUCAAGUUCAGGUGAUGAAUUGAGAACAAAUUACGAAGAACUUCAAAAUAAGUUCUAUGGGUUGGCUGAGCAAAACGAGAUGCUCGAACAAUCAUUGAUGGAGCGAAACAAGCUUGUGCAGCGUUGGGAAGAAAUUCUGGAUAAGAUAAAUAUACCCCCACACUUGCGAUCACUAGAGCCAGAAGAUAGGAUCAAGUGGUUAGGAGCCGCUCUAAUGGAGGCAAAUGGCCGUUGUGACUCUCUUCAGCAAGAUAUUUACGAUUUGGAAAAGGUCCGUGGAUCACUUGAUGCUGUUCUUGAAGAGUCUCAAAGGAGAUUAGUUGACCUCGAGGCAGCUCUUCAGUCAAUUACCAAUGAGCGAGAACAGCUGUCUGCUAAUUUGGAGGUUCUUUCUGAGAAAGCUGCAUUAUACGAAAUCGAGAAUGAUAAGCUGCAAAAUGAAGUUGGUGCAUUGCAAUUAAAAUUGGACGAGAAGCGUGUGGAUGAGGAGCAUAUACACCAUGUUCAUGGUGAGAUAAAGCGGCUGCAGGAUUUAGUCAAGGACGUUCUUCAAGUUCCAGAAACAGAAGAUCUUGACUCAAGUACAAGUGAUAUCCAGAGGCUAGAAGGCUUACUAAGGAAGCUAGCAGACAAGUAUGCAAAACACCCUUUAAGUGAGCAUGUAGUAGGAGAUGCAACUGAAGAGCACAUCACUGAAACAAGUGUGUUGACUCGUGGUGAAAGAAGUGCUGAACAGUCAAGCACUCAAUGGGAGUUGAAUCUAGCAGCUCUAGAGAGAAAGCUAGAGGAGGCUGAAGGUGAUUUAUUGCGAGUGAAGGAUGAAAGGGAUAGACAUGUGGAAACAAAUCAAUCUUUGUCUCAUGAACUUGAAGUAUUAGAGCUAAAGAAUCAAGAAUUUCAGAAGUUACUUGUUGAGGAGGAGCAGAAGUCUGCUGCUGUGGCUUAUGAAGUUGAAGCAUUAGAGGCAAAGAAUCAAGAAUUUCAGAAGUUACUUGUUCAGGAGGAGCAGAAAUUUGCUGCUUUAACCCAUGAAGUUGAAGCAUUAGAAGUAAAGAAUCAAGAAUUGCAGAAGUUACUUGGUCAGGAGGAGCAGAAGUCUGCUGCAGUUAGAGAGAAGCUAAAUGUCGCAGUUAGAAGAGGGAAGUCUUUGGUUCAACAGCGAGAUGGUAUGAAGCAAAACAUCAAUGAUUUGACAUCUGAGGUGGAGCGUUUGAAAGCUGAGCUUAAAGUUCGGGAAAAUUCACUUUUGGAGUAUCAGCAGAAGAUGAAAGACUUGAUUACUUCCCAAGAAGUGAUGGAAGAUAAAGAUUCUGAAAUUCGAUUCUUAAAAGAUCUUAUGUCGGAAGCUGACAGUGAGCUGCAGGAUAAAAGGAAUACGUUGAGCACGAUUUUAGGUUCCUUGGCAAAGAUUGAUCUUGGGGUUGAGUUGAGAAGUAAUGAUCCGGUUGAGAAACUGCAACAAAUUGAGAAAGAAUGGCACAAUUUACAAGUUGCAAUGUCCUCUUCUGAACAGGAUUUAAAAAAAUCUAAAAGGGCUGCUGAGCUACUACUUGCAGAGUUGAAUGAGGUACAGGAAAGGAACGAAGACCUUCUUGAUGAGCUUUCUAGAACCACCAUGGAAAUUUCGAAACUAUCAAAGGAAAGGGAUUCAGCAGAAGCUGCCAAGCAUGAAUCUUUCUCACGUCUCGAACAGUUAUCUGCUCUUCAUCUGGAGGAAAGAAGGGGCCAGUUUUCUGAACUUAUGAUGUUGAAAUCUGCUUUAGACCAACUAAGGCCAGGAUUCAGCAAAAUCUACAAUCUGCUCAAUGAUGUCUUGCCCAAAGACUUGGAUUACUUGUACAAUCUUGAAGCUAGUAUUAGAUCAUCACUGGAAUCAAGUGAUACUUCUAAUGUGGGUGGCCAAACUCUGAACAGUUCCAGGUCAGAGAACAAGGUCAACGUUCGUUCCGAAUUAUUCUUAGAUAGUACAACAGAAGAGCACCACAAUGACAAUGAGAUCAUUGAUUUAUGGAGGUUUGUUGGGAGCCACAUGCAAGGUUUAAUGACCAAUGUCAAUGAUUUAGAAGAAAAGUUGCAGAGCCAUUCCAAAUGUUUGCACGAAGAAGUUAUCAUUUUAUCUGAAACAGUGGAAACUCUUCAUAGAGAAAUGACUUCCCACAAAUAUUCCCUUGAAUCUGCGAAGGAAGAGAUUGCUUGGUUAGAGUCCACAGGUAAACAGAAAGAGACGGAAAAUUUAGUGCUACGGAAAUAUAUUUUAAAGCUGUAUGAGACUUGCAAGAGUUCAGUUUUGGAAAUUGAGAAAAGCAAAGGCCAAUUGGUUGCAAAUGAUUCUGCUGGUGAAGAUCUGUGCAUUGAAGGAGAUAUCUUGAGCAGAGAAACUCUUUCUGUUCUUGAGGAGCGCAUCAUGAAUAUUGUGAACAGAUUAUUGUCGCUUGUUAAGGAUUUUCACAGUAUUCAGGUUGAGAGUGUGGAAGUGAACCUGAAGGAAAUGAAGGCUACAAUCUCUAGUUUACAGAAAGAACUUACAGAGAAAGAUAUUCAGAAGGAUAGAAUCUGUGUGGAUCUUGUCAGUCAGAUUAAGCAAGCUGAAGCAACUGCUACUAGCAACUUGCAAGAGCUUGAAUCUUCAAAAGCUCAGAUUAAUGAUUUGAAGGGGCAGCUGGAAUCGGUAAAUCUACAGCAUAACGUGUUGGAACAGAGGGUCAAAGAGCUUGAAAGUCAAGAGUCAAUCUUGGUUGAUUUGCAUGAAAAAGUGAAAUCACUUACAAAUGCGUUCACAGCAAAAGAACAAGAAGCCGAAGCUUUAUUGCAGGCGCUUGACGAAGAGGAGGCCCAAAUGGAAAGCUUGACAAACCAAAUCACCGAUUUAGAAAGGCUUGUGCAGCAAAAGGAUCUUGAUCUGGAGUCUGCUGAAGCUGCUCGUGGCAAAGCUUUGAAGAAACUUUCUAUCACCGUGAACAAAUUUGAUGAACUUCAUCAUCUGUCUGAAACCCUUUUGUCUGAGGUUGAUAAGCUUCAGUCUCAGCUUCAAGAACGUGAUUCUGAGAUUUCUUUCUUGAGGGAUGAAAUCACAAGAUGCACCAGUGAUUCCUUGCUUGCAUUAGAAACUGAUAAAAAAGACUUGCGCGAGAUCCAAGACAUCCUGACUUGGUUAGAUUCGAUGAUUUCUGGAGCAGAAACGCAUGAUCUGCAUCUUGAGGGAAACAAAAUCGAUCAAGUUCAUGAACAUAAAGAAAUACUUAAGAAGCAAAUCUCAUCUAUCAUCUCCGAAUUGAAAGAUCUACGUCAAAUGUCACAAAGCAAAGAUGAUCAGUUGCACACAGAGAGGAGCAAGGUUGAAGACUUAAUGCGGAGAAGAGAACUUCUUGAGAGUUCUUUGAGGGAAAAGGAAUCUCGAUUGAGUAUGCAUCAAAAUGAUGAUGAUUCAGCACAAAUUGCAUCAGUGACCUCCGAAAUUGUGGAAGUGGAACCUGUGAUUAAUAAAUGGCCACCUCAAGGGACCUCUCAAGUUCGAAGUUUACGCAAAGUAAAUAACGAGCAGCUGGCCAUUUCCAUAGAUGAUAUGGACUCAGAUGACAAGGAUAAGUUAGAAGAUGAAGAUGAUGAUAAAGCUCAUGGUUUCAAGUCUCUUACUACAUCAAAACUUGUCCCAAGAUUCACUAGGCCUGUUACAGACUUCGUUGAUGGCUUAUGGGUUUCAUGUGACAGGGCAUUGAUGCGACAGCCUGUUCUGCGGCUGAGUCUUAUUCUUUACUGGGCUGUGAUGCAUGCGCUUCUUGCAGUUUUUGUAGUUUGAGAAGCAGCUGACCUGGUUCUCAUUCAACAGAAGAUCUAGAUUGUUUGGUCUUCAAUGCAUAAUCCAGUUAGUUCUUUAUUUAGCAGCAGCAAUGGCUGUGAUUUCUCCAUAUUUGAUCAGAAAAUCACAGAUUGCUUUAUAUCUUGUUCAAAACCUCACCAAUAAUUUGGUAAUGUCUUUGAAGUUCUGGGUUUGCUUCACAAUCAAGAACCCUAAUUCAUCUAAUGUGAAGGUGGGUAAAUCAUUUGAAUUUUUUUUUUCCUUUUUUCUAGGGCAGGCAGGAAGUCAAAUGCAUAUAUUUGUAGUUUUGUUUACUUAUAAAGAUGUUUGCAAUGAGUUACAAGCAAUGAAACAUGGGUUUUGCUAUGAAUUAAGAUCGAGUGUUGUUUGU